ACACGGUUGAACCUUGAAGGCAUCUCCAAAUUCCAAAGACUUGAAUUUUUUCAAACUUGAAUUGAAAUUCCCAAAUCGAGAACCAUGAGCUCCACAGCAGCAGCCACCACCAAAUCAGGCAGAGGCAAGGUCAGAGGCACCAAGUCGGUCUCAAGAUCCCAGAAGGCCGGUCUGCAAUUCCCGGUUGGUCGCGUCGCCCGGUUCCUCAAGGCCGGUCGGUACGCUCAACGAGUCGGCAGUGGCUCCCCGGUCUACCUCUCUGCUGUUCUCGAAUACCUAGCUGCUGAGGUUCUGGAGUUGGCAGGGAAUGCUGCGAGGGACAACAAGAAGAACAGAAUCACUCCGAGACACAUUCAGCUUGCGGUGAGAAAUGACGAGGAGUUUACGAGGCUUUUGGGGUCUGUGACGAUAGCUAAUGGAGGUGUUCUGCCCAAUAUUCAUCAGAAUCUGCUUCCAAAGAAGGGUGGCAAAGCAAAGGGCGAGAUUGGUUCUGCUUCCCAGGAGUUCUAGGGUUGAUAGAUUUUGUUGUUAGGAAAAAGAAGAAAAAGAAAAAUUUGAGCCCCUUGUUCGGUUAAGGCUCUUGCUUUUUGAUGGGUAGUUUAGAUUGUUAGAAGGAAGUAGCAACCUCAUAUUGUAAAGCUUUGCUUCCAGGAAGAUAACCAUGUUGUAUUCUACUGGAGUUUA
Prunus mume (Japanese apricot) is the source of this 684-nucleotide messenger RNA. Its product is annotated as histone H2AX-like. The record is from RefSeq and is a predicted model, not a curated record. Gene Ontology annotation, cellular component: nucleosome. Gene Ontology annotation, molecular function: structural constituent of chromatin; DNA binding; protein heterodimerization activity. NCBI's taxonomy places the organism in Eukaryota, Viridiplantae, Streptophyta, Magnoliopsida, Rosales, Rosaceae.